Pelagomonas calceolata is the source of this 3615-nucleotide messenger RNA. NCBI's taxonomy places the organism in Eukaryota, Pelagophyceae, Pelagomonadales, Pelagomonadaceae. The record is from the annotation of a GenBank genome assembly.
AGAAUCGCCGCCGCAGCGGAAGCGGGCUGCCUCCGCCGGGGCGCGGCCGCAGCACCUAGCACCGUCGACGCGCCCGGAACGCGCCCCCGCGCCGCUCCGGAACGGCCGCCCGGGCCCACGACCCCGAAGCAGCGCGCCGAUGGCCGCCGCACCGCCGCCGCCGCGCGCGGCGCCCCCUUCACAAAAGAAGGAGCGCGCCGCGACGCACGGCGUCCGCUUCUGGAUGAAGAAGCUGCCCGGCUGGAAGGGCCACCACAAAUUUUAUAUCGGACUCAUAUCCCUAUUAGCCGUGACGGUCUGGCUGAUUAUCGCUUUGUUUGUCUGGGGAGUCGAGUUCCCGGAGGACAUCGUGGGCUGCGCCGCCGUCGUCUUCGAGGUCACGUUGAAAGUGGGGCUCUUCGCGUUCAUUUUUCAGCGGUACGUGGCCGGCGAGGGCCCGGUGGUCGCGCCGACGGACCCCGAGGGGCGCGUGGGGAAAGCCCGGAACCUGCACGCGUGGUCGCGGUCCGUCUUCGACCUCGACCAGGACGAGGUGCGGGCGAAGGCUGGAGUGGAUGGCGCGCUGCACGUCAGACGGGUGCGCAUGCGCCUGGCCUGCUUGGAGAUCUGGGCGCUCCUCGCGUUUCCUCUAGCGGUGGUCUUCGCGCUCGACCCGGCGCGGUGCGUUUACGAAGACGAAACGACGAACAGAGAUUCGUACGCGAAGGCCUCCGCGGGCUGCCCCACGAACUGCGGGGCGCUCUGCUACACGUUCCGAAUCACGCCGGAUAAAGGUCAGUGGGCGGGCGAGGUCGGCGCGGACGACGCGCCGGAGAACACGGACAACUGCGGGUCGGACAAGUCGGAACGACAGUACAUCUAUAGAUACGACGACGGCGACGAGUUCGCAUCUACCAACGACUGGGGCGACGACUACAGCGGCAACGCCGAGUUCGUCCGGGGCGUCUGGUGCCCCUGCGUCGCCAAGCGCGCGGGCUGGCGCCGGGCCCGCUCGCCGGGGUUCGACCGGAUCCACAUCACGAACGUGUUCUGUCGGGCGGGCAGCACGGCCGUCUGGCAGCUCUGGGCGGCCGUGCUCGUGCUGUGGCUCGGGCACUGGGCCGCCUACCGGAUCAUCGACGCGCACGACCUCGAGGCCCAGGAGAUCAUCCGGGAGGCCGCCGAUAGCGCGCCGGCGAACCACUACGCGGUGGUGUGCACGGGCCUCCCCGAGGAAUUGCGGGACCCGGUCGACGUGAGGACGUUCUUCGAGAGCGUGUUCCAGGUGCCCGGAAGCGUCGUGGCGGUCGUGCCGUGCCGCCACCUCGACGCGGAGACGCGCGCCGUCCAGGACGAGGAGGCUCCGGGGGGCGAGGCCCGGGCCGCCGUCGCCGCGCAGGAGGACAAGAUCGCGCGGCUGAAGGCGACGGGCGCGUCCGCGCAUGCGAUCAAGGCGGCCGAGGACCGCCACCGGACGCUCAUGGAGACCGUCGUCAGGGAGGUCGGGGCCCUGAGCUGGUACCUCACCGGCGACGGCGGGCUGCGGGGCCGCGUGCGCAAGUUCAUCGACGAACUGAAGGAGAUCGAGCGCGCGCGGUGGCGCGAGGAGCUGCAGCGGCGGUGGGACAGCGGCGAGAAGAAGAAGAUCCAGCAGGGCUGCGCCAAGUGCAUCGACGGGUGCAUCUGCUGCUGUUCGUUUGUGGAGCAUUCCGUCGAGGACGAGGCCGCGGACCCGGCGGACGCCAUUAGAAGGGCCGAGGCGGCGCGCCUGAAGCUCAUCGAGCACGCCGGCGAGGCGGCGCCGCGGGGCGGCUCCGCGGUCGUCGUCUUCAACUCGCUGGAGCUGGCCCAGUGCGCCACGAACUGCCCCCUGGGCGCGACGAACGACCCCAUCGAGGUGCCGCAGACGUACCGGCCGCCCAAGCUCCACCACAAGCCGACGCGGUUCGACCCGCUCUUCGUCCUGCUCGAGAAGGCGGGCUACUACCUCACGGGGCUCAAGGGGUGCCUGCACCGCCACCGCGAGCCCGUCCCGAUGGAGCUGACGCCCCUGCCGGAGCCGCGCGACGUCGACUGGGCCGAGCUCGAGACGCUGGACAGCGAGCACGGCGAGAAGGCCGACCGCGCGUCGGCCGGCCGCUUCAUCAAGAUCUGCUGCUGGUUCGGCUACUCCGUGCUCAUCAUGGUCUUCACGGCCGAGUGGGAGGACAUCUGUUUGAAGCGGGCGCAGCGGCCGUCGGGCGUCCGGCGGAACUUUGCGAUUUUUUGGGAGUUGUUGGGGGGUCUCGUGCCGGCCUACUUCCAGGACUGGCUCUUCGAUUAUGUGGCCGUCAUCCUGCGGGCGACGAACCGCAUGUUCUCGUCGCUGUGGAGCGAGUCGUCGCUGCAGAUGGCGGUCGCGCGGGACUACAGCAUCUUCUUCUGGAUCGUGGCUUUUGGAGCUUACCUUGUCGGCCAGUGCUGGGAGGCCAUCGAGGACCAGGCGUGGGUCUGCAACACCGUCGGCGGCUGCAGCAAGGACGACGAGAAGCAAUACGGCGAGGACGCCGAGGCGUACCGCCAGCGCAUCUACAACGCGAAGAACGACGGCUGGAGCUUCGACGCGGGCACGGCGGUCAAGCUGAUGAUCCGGGAGCUGCCGCGGCAGGCCUGGCCCUUCUCGGCCUUAUUUUUACUCCAGAUCGGCGACAUGGUCGCCGAGGCCUUGAGGGUGGAGCCCUACGUCACGUGGCGGCUCCUGCAGCAGGCCUGGAUCGCGUCGGACGCGCAGGUCGAGGAGACCUUGGAAGCGGACGACGCCGACCUGGGCUCGACAGCGGGCUGGGAGGCGUUCGCGCUACUGGUGGGGGCCUGCUUCGCGGCGGUCGCGCCCGUGACGUGCUGCGUCUGCUACCUCUACUUCAUCGCGGCCUACGAGGUCGCGAAGCACACGCUGUGCUGCCUGGAGGAGAUGCCCUUUGAUACGGGGGGCCACCUCUGGUUUUUUGGAGUCAUUCAAACGUACCACGCGUUGCUCAUCGCGCUGGUCAUGCAGCUGGCCAUCAUCCUGAUCAACGAGUCGAACUACGGGGUCUGGCCGGCGAUCGGCGGGCUGCCGAUCGCGAUGCUCUGGAAGCGGUACUACGACGUCGCGCAGCUCCGGCAUGCGACGCGGAACCUCCACGGCCUGAGCCGGGGGCGCAUGCCGCUGCGGGACUGCGCCGUCGUCGACGCGCGGCGCGAUUCCACGGUCGUCAGGGACGCGCUGAAGCACCUCGCGGACGCGGACCGCUUCUUCGAGGCGCCCGAGGUCCUGCCGCCGUCGGAUCAUCCCUCGUAUACUGAUGCUAUACCGGGGCCGCCCAUCUCCGAUGCGACCGACGUCGCGGCGCGACUGGAGGCGAUCGACGACUGGCUCGGGCGCCACGACGACGCCGCGGCCGCGUUCCUGGAGCGCGUGAACGUCCGGGGCCCGGGCGUGGCCAAGGCCCCGUCCGUUUUUGGUCUGGGCGCCGGCGUCGUCGGCGUCCCCGAGGGGGACGUCGCCGUCGUCGACGACGUCGCGUGCGGCGCGCUGGGCUGCGGCCUCGCGGACUAAUUCCGACCACCCUUCCCCUCCCCGCCCCCGAAGUAAACCUAAUUAGCAGUAGGACACGG